Molecule: messenger RNA, 5149 nt
Organism: Carcharodon carcharias (great white shark)
Lineage: Eukaryota; Metazoa; Chordata; Chondrichthyes; Lamniformes; Lamnidae
Product: mitochondrial glutamate carrier 1-like
Exons: 11
Coding region: 379-1362 (327 amino acids)
Biological process (GO): L-glutamate transmembrane transport; aspartate transmembrane transport; malate-aspartate shuttle
Molecular function (GO): L-aspartate transmembrane transporter activity; L-glutamate transmembrane transporter activity
Source: RefSeq, a predicted model, not a curated record
CGGGCUGGGCGGCGCGCGCUGCCAGCUCGCCAGCCAGAGUCUGCGGACGUCGCGAGCAGCCAUAGCAAUCCUGUGUCUAGAUGUUUUUUUUUCCGCAGGGAGAGGUUACGGGUGAGAGUUGGCGAAAGAGGGAGAGCGAGCGGGCGACCUGAGGGCAAGAUCUUGAAUUUGCUUGCAGCUUAUAUUUUAUUCAUUCGCAGAAUGUGGGCUUCGCUGACCAGAACAGCAUUUAUUGCCCAUUGCUGAAGGGGUUGUGGUGACCGAGUUAAGUAAACAAUUGAACUCCACCUGGCUGCACAAAUCUCUGAGGUUACUUUGUGGAUUUAACAUCGAGUUGAAGAAUCUUUCUUUCUGCAGAAGAUUUGUGUUUUGAAUUAAAUGGCUGAUAAACAAAUAAGUUUACCUGCCAAGCUGAUCAACGGAGGCAUUGCAGGCCUAAUUGGCGUCACCUGUGUGUUCCCAAUAGACUUGGCAAAAACACGGCUUCAAAACCAGCAAAAUGGCCAGCGGAUGUACUCCAGCAUGUCUGACUGCCUUAUUAAGACAAUCCGAUCCGAUGGCUAUUUUGGGAUGUAUCGAGGAGCUGCUGUCAAUCUUACCCUAGUUACGCCUGAAAAGGCCAUCAAACUUGCUGCAAAUGAUUUCUUCCGUCACAUACUCUCCAAAGAUGGGAAGAAGCUGACCUUGAUCAAGGAGAUGCUGGCAGGUUGUGGUGCUGGGACCUGUCAAGUAAUUGUAACCACCCCUAUGGAGAUGCUGAAGAUCCAGUUGCAGGAUGCAGGACGUCUUGCAGCCCAACGGAAGCUGAUGGCAGCCCAGGCAGUGUCAAGUUCCCCUGUGGGGAGCCCCAUCUCCAGCACAGGUCACACUACCUCUACCAACAAAUCCCAACAGACUGCUACACAGAUCACCAAAGAGCUGCUGAGGAGCAAAGGAAUUGCUGGUCUUUACAAAGGCUUAGGUGCAACAUUGCUAAGGGAUGUUCCUUUCUCCAUCGUCUAUUUCCCACUGUUUGCUAACCUUAACGAGCUGGGGCAGAAGAGUCCAGAUGAGAGAGCUCCAUUUUACGUAUCCUUCAUUAGUGGCUGUAUUGCAGGCAGCACAGCUGCUGUAGUAGUGAAUCCUUGUGAUGUAAUAAAGACAAGACUUCAAUCUCUUCAAAGAGGAAUUAAUGAAGACUCAUACUCAGGAAUAGUAGACUGCACCAGGAAAAUCUGGAGGAAUGAAGGAGCAAAAGCUUUCUUGAAGGGAGCGUACUGCAGAGCCCUGGUUAUCGCCCCUCUCUUUGGCAUUGCACAAGUUGUUUACUUCCUGGGAAUAGCAGAGACCGUGUUAGAGAUGCUUCAGAGCAGACGAUAUUAACCCAUGGAAGCACCUUUGCAAGACAUCCGGCCUGGUUUCACAGGAUGAAGUAUGUCAUUUGAAGAGCACAUUUUUUGGAGAUUAAAACUUAAACUACCGUCCUUCUGUGUCUUGCCCCUACCCCCACCUUUAUCACAGAAACAGAACUUUAUUCUGCCUCCUCUAAUCAUUCCUAACAGCCGUCAGUAUUUUUUUUUGUUUUUAUUUACAUUUUCAUCCUAGUGUUAACAAUUUAUUGUGGGUCAGUCAACCAGCACCAGAUAUUAUAAGAAUUAUUGUAAUUCUGUAACUCUUAAGUUGGUCAGUACUGAUACAACAGAAAUGUUUUAAAGGGAUCACCUCUGCAGAAAGCAGAAGGCCCUCUCAACUAGUUAUUCCCAUGUAGGGUGUAUAAGGAACAAUGCAGGGGACUGAGUGGAGUUCCAACAGCAGAGCAGUGGUUAACUGGCUUGUUAAUACUAGGCGCGGAAUUUUCCAGCCUCAUUGCAGCGGGGGCGGGGUUGCAAAAUGCAACAAGCCGUUGAAAAAUCCAUUUACUUCGGUGGGACCAUAAAAUCUAGCCAGCGUAAAAUUCUGCCCUAGGUGUUUUUGGAGUUCCGUGUCCAGGCAUUGGGUGACUGUUAUUUAAGAAAAAGAAAUGCUAACGUAGAGUUUAUCCUUUAUUGUACUGCUUUGAACGUGGUUUUGUUGGAAUAGCAGUUAAUUUGAUCUUUUUACAGCUUGGCAAUGAAAUUCAACUUGGGAAGGUACACAAAUGGGCAGGAUUGCAUUGACAUCCUGUUAGAUAACUUGCCACCUAUUCCAUUCUUUUGAUGUCAAUAGAAUUGAAUAUGGAUGGGGCAUUUAACAGCCAGCUGAUAUGAUACUACCUGCUUUGCAUCCCUCACCCAAGGCCAGUUUCAACCUCCCCACCACCCCCCAUCUCACCAAGUGUCUGGACAUCUAUAAUUCUGAAAAUGUAACUUGAAACAAAGCAAAUUUGAAGUGAAAUUGGGCAUUGCAAAAUUAGCAUUUGUACUAAACAACAUGUGGAAAGCAGAGUAGGCGGUUGGGGGCUAGCAUUGGUUUGUAUGGGCAUUCUGGUUGUCAAAGCUGGAACAGGAGAUUAAGACACCUGAGGUGGUGCAGACAGGAUAAACGAUGAAUUUGAAAUUACCUUGACUGAUUUUGAGCUUAAAUGAACUAUUGAAAGCACAAUAUUUUACUUCAAAGUAGCUCCUGAAUCGUGUUGACUGUAAAUGCAGACUACCUAUGCUGAAGCUACAUGGGGAAGUUGAUGGGUUUUCCCACUGUUGUGCACUGACGCACUUUGAGCCAAUGUCUUCUUAUCACUGGCUCCCAAAGGCCAUCUUUGGUACCUUUUGUGCUCCUGUUUGGAUGACCGGUUGUUCCCCUUAUGUUUCAAUCUCAAAAAUAACCCAAUAUCGCAGGCAGUGCUUUUGCAUGACUUGAGAGGACCUGUCUCACCUAGUAUUACUUUAACUUGCUUGUGAUGUAAGAACAAGCAGCCACCAUCAAUUCAAUAUUAAUAGAAUUUGUUUAUGAAACAUGGACAUCUGCCUCGGGAUUAUAGGCAGCUGAAUUGCCAUUAAAACUUAAUUAACAUAUGGUUACAAAAAUACUUUUAAAAUUGCACAAAAGCCAAUAUACUUUAAUCUUCAUUAAGACACUUAAUUCAUGCAAUCAAGUUGCUCCCAAUAGCUAUCAGCGACAAUGUCUGACAGUGACCAGUUGAUCAUUCAUGAGUGAUAUAGAUCAAAAUAUUUUCUUCAGUUCACCCUUCAUUCACAAAGUCAAGUGGACAAUAUACAAGAACUUCAGAGGUCCACCAUAUUUUAAAAUCCUGGCACUGCUGGGGCAGUGAUCAUAAGCAUUAAGCAGCUGACAAACUGCUGAAGCUUUGUUCUGAAGGUUUUUGACAUUACCUGAACUCCAUGAUUGAUUUACUGCCUGGUAAUGCACUGCCCCAACAUCUGAUAUCUUCUGUCUGCCAAGCCUUCUGUACAUUUGUAUGAAUGUUUGAGGGCUGAUGAGUUUAAAAAGAUGCUGCUGUAGAAUGGAACUAGAGAGGAGGCUUUUGGAUAUUCGUGUUAUCAUACAAGCUACUCGUAUUCGAUGGAAAGAAGAAACACGGGUACAAUACAUGUAGGUUUAGCUUGGGAGAAUUUUGUUUUUCUUAAAAGAACAGAGUAAUAUUUUUGUAAAGGACACCAUUUCUUCAAACCUCUAAGCACCAAUUCCUUUUGCAACCAUGUUUUAAAACUUCCUGAUGCAAUCCCUUGGGAAUGCUGGAAUGUAAAAUUCUGCUUUUUUAAAGUACAGUACUACUUAUACCUAGAUUGUCAGUAUUACUUGACCUCUGAUUCACAUGGCUCAAGAAGAUUAUAAUCCUCGUCUUUUUGGAGGUGCUGAGUACUUGUGUUUUAAUUACCAAUGAAACUGUAUGCAUAUAGGCUGAACAGGGAUUUGAGGUCAGUGUUGAUUGUCUGGAAGUAUUGAGCACAGUUGUAAGGACCAUCUGUUAAAGGACUCAUUUCUGGCAAAAAUUGUAUUUGAUACCUUAAAAGAUUUGUUCCCAUAAACGUGCAAUAUGGAUUUUAAAAAUCUGUGGGAGACCUGGGCGAUGCAGUGCGUAACACUGUCGCCUUAAACCUCAGGAAGAUGAAUUCAAGUCUGGUUUACACAUCUCUGGAUUUAAUGACCCAAUGUGAAAUGAGUUUAGGCAGCCUCACAAAACUGCUAGUAAUUGGCACUAAAUUGCCAGUCUCACUAAGAUACACUACAGGCUGACUGCUGUGGCAAGUGGGACAGUGGAGAGCAGUUUUCAAGGGUAUCUCAGCAAAAUACUGAGAGUACCUGAUGCUGAUAUUUCAUGUCCCGCCAACAUCAUUCAUCUUAAAAAGCAGAAGAAAAACUGAAUGCUUAACAUCUGAAUUAGCAGACGGAGGAAAGUUAAAUACAUCAGAUGCUUAUUGACCUGUCAAAAUUCUCCGCAUUUGCUGCUUUUGUACACUACAGUGAAACUCCAUUAUAAUGAAACACUUCAAUAGGUCCCAUAGGGUUACCAGACUAAGACUUGAGUAUGCAUAAAUGAUUGUUGGACGGAUUUCACCAGUGCAGUAUCCUAGAUUAUACUUAAUCCUGUAGUUACUCCCUAGGCCAGCCUCUCAAUUAAAACCCUGAAUUUUUUUAUUUGCCUUAAUUCCUGUUCUGCAGCAUUGAGCUAUUAUGGACAUCAUGGGUGUCCUGAGAAUAGCUUGUAUUGGUGGAAAUCUAAAUGUCCUACAGUUGCGCCCAGUUCCCCAAGGAAGUGAAAGAUGAGCUGAUUCAUGUGCCAGUACCCUUGUUGUUGGCAACCCCUGGCACGGAAUCUUUCGGUUCGGUUCACAUAUUUGCUAUCCUGAGCUCAGCCUCUUCCUUAAUUUCCUUUUGUUUGGAAGGCAGAUGAGUAAACUAUGCAUUACUUGAUCUCCCUGCAAGAAAGAUUCAGAUGAUCAGUAGUCAGAGUGAAUGAAUGAUGCACAUGUAAAACCUUGCAGUCUUUCCGCACCCCAACCUCAACCCACAUUGCUUAGUUCUUGUGUAUCAUUACUCUCACUUGGAACCAUGCUAAUUUCUGAGCACUACAGGGUUAAUUUGUAGCCCUUGCAUAAAACAAGUGAGUUAUAUAAUUAACUAUUUGUUAAUGCAUUGGUGUAAUAACUGUGCACUUGUUUUGUGAAGCAGCAUUAUGUGGGAGCAAUCCAUAAUUUUAUUUUCAUGAUAGAAUUUUUGUCCUAGAUCAAUU